Erigeron canadensis is the source of this 2846-nucleotide messenger RNA. Its product is annotated as TMV resistance protein N-like. The record is from RefSeq and is a predicted model, not a curated record. Gene Ontology annotation, biological process: defense response. NCBI's taxonomy places the organism in Eukaryota, Viridiplantae, Streptophyta, Magnoliopsida, Asterales, Asteraceae. Bases 1 to 2742 code for a protein of 913 amino acids. The transcript has 4 exons. Gene Ontology annotation, molecular function: ADP binding.
AUGGGAACUCGAUUGCAACAGCUGAGAUCUCAUUUAAGAAUUGGAUUGGGUGGUGUGCGAAUGGUUGGGAUAUGGGGGGUCGGGGGUGGCGGUAAGACCACUCUUGCAACUUCUCUUUACAUGGAGAUCUCACCGGAAUUUGAUGGUUUUUGCUUUGUGGAAAAUAUUCGGGAGGAAUCCAGACAACAUGGUUUAAAAAGCCUGCAAGAAAAAAUUCUCUCAACUGUUUUAAAGAUUCAAGUGCAAGUUGAGAGUGUUGAAUUAGGAAAACACAAGAUUAAACAAAUGUUAUGUCGUAGGAAUGUGUUGAUUGUUCUUGAUGAUGUCGAUCACCUCGAGCAACUAGAGGCUUUAGCGGGAUACCAUAAUUGGUUUGGUGAUGGGAGCCGGAUAAUAAUUACAUCUAGGGAUAAACAACUGCUAAAAUCUCACAGGGUAGACGAGGUAUGUCCCGUUAGUUUAUUAUCACAUGAAGAGGCUAUUCGGCUCUUUAAAAGACAUGCAUAUCAAGAGCAUAAUCCUGUAAAAGAUUAUGAGACACUUUCUUUACGUGUGAUUUCUUAUGUUAAUGGCCUCCCGUUGGCACUUAAAAUCUUAGGGGCUUUUCUUUAUGGAAAGGAUAAGGAUGAGUGGCUUAGCACAUUGGAUAGGCUAAAAUAUCAUCCAGAAAUGGAUAUUGUGCAAAAGCUCAAGAUCAGCUACGAUGGACUUAAACUUGUGGAGAAAGAGUUGUUCUUGGAUAUUGCAUGUUUUUACAGGGGAAAGAAGCUAGAUGAAGCAAUGGAGAUACUUGAUGCUUGUGGUUUUUACCCUCGUAUAGGGGUAAAGGUGUUGAUACAAAAGGCUCUAAUAAUUGUUUCAAAGGAUGGCAAGUUUGAUAUGCAUGAUCUGGUUCAAGAAAUGGCACACUACAUUGUUAGAGGGGAACAUCCUUACAAUCCUGAAAAACAUAGUAGGGUUUGGCGAGAAGAAGAUAUCAAAGACAUAUGUUCCAGAAAUGCAACAAUGGAAAAUGAUAAGAUUGAGGCCAUACAAGGUCAUGCUGAUGGUCAUUCAUUCAAUUUCAUUAUGCUUGUUUCAAAUAUGAAGAAACUAAGAUUCCUUAAAGUAGCUACUACUUCGUUUGAUGAAGGGCCCAGUUUCCUUUCAAAUGAUUUAAGGUAUAUAGAUUGGGAAGGUUAUCCUGCAAGUCUGUUCCAUGAAAGUUUUCAACCAACUAACCUUGUCGUUUUAAAAAUGAAAACAAGCUUGCAGAGAGAACUUUGGAAGGGUUACAAGUAUCUACCAUGUUUGAAAGAGAUGGAACUCUGUUACAUGAAAGCACUAGUCAAGACACCUGAUAUUGGUGGACUCCAAUGUCUUGAGAAGUUGAUACUCGAGGGAUGUGAAAGUUUAGAAGAGAUUCAUCAAUCACUUGGAAAUCAUUCGAAUCUUGUUCAUGUAUCUGUACGUAUUUGUGACAAGCUGACAAGGUUUCCGACCAUUGUUAAGAUGGACAAACUGAAAGUUCUUAGAAUUUCAGAAUGCAAAGCACUUAUUGAGUUUCCAAUGAUUGAAGCAAACAUGAAUAACUUGAUAGAGUUAUCUUUGGAAAAUGUUGGCAUAGAAAUCCUACCCUCACCAAUCGGAGAAUAUUGUACCAACCUUACUUUGCUCAAGUUGAAAGAUUGUUCCAAAUUAAAGAGCAUAGAUGGCACCUUUCAUUCCUUGAAAAGUCUAAAAUAUUUUGAAUUAAAGGGCUGCAAACAAUUUGAGAAGUUGUCUAAAGAUCUCUUCAAUGAAAAUUUAGAUGGGCUUGGUUUGUUGUUGGAUAGUAGUAUUAAACAACUUAUUCUUUCUCGCCUGCCACGUUUCUUAAGAAAAUUGGAUCUGAGUGAAUGUGGAUUGAAAGAUGGAGACAUACCGAAUGAGAUUGGUGAGUUAUCCAACUUACAGCAGCUACAUCUAGGAUUGAAUUAUUUUACAAGAUUAGAUAUCAGCUUCUCAAAACUUACUAGCCUUAAAUUCCUUCACCUGAGUAAAUGCCACUAUCUUGUUGAAUUGCCUGAGCUCGCAUCAAGUUUAGCUAUUCUCAAUGCAGACUAUUGCCACUCACUUGAACUGAUUAAAGAUAAAGCUCAUAGAAGAUGUAAAUGGUUAUGUGAAGUAUCAAUAUGGGGAGGGGGAAAGAGUAUAACUGGUGGGGAGAGACUACUAGAAUCCAUGCUUCAGGGAAAGGCAGUUAAAAGUGGGUGUAUGAUCCUUCAACUUAAAGGGUUAGAGAUUCCGAGGGGGUUUGAACCUCGUGUGGUAAAAGGGGGGAGAUGUACAUUGCAAGUUCCGGAGAAUUGGUACAAUCACUUUUCUGGAUUCUUAUUCUGCGUAGUUCUUGAUGGUUACUUUUAUGUUCCAAAGAUAACUACUUGUAUGAAGCAUGAGAAGUUAACAGGUGAUUCGACGAGAACGCAAGAUUACGUGUAUUGGGAGGAGACUCGUAAUGAUAAACAUACAAGUACAUGUAUGAUAUAUAUUUCAUUUGGGUUAUUAAGAAACACUUUAUGGUGGGAUCAAACAUCCACUGCUAUACAGCUAGAAAUUGACUCACUUUAUGAUGGAUAUAGGGUUAUUGGGUGUGGAUCUAAACUCAUUCCGAAGACAACUGAAACAACUAACACUGAUUCCGAGGUUUCUGAUGAUUAUACACGUCGGUUGAAGAUCCUACAUGAUUCCAAGUCUGCUUUCAAGUUCCACAUUGAUAGCUAGAUAAUAUUUGUAGUAGGAAUCAAAGAUGAUGUAACAUUUGUAUAAUUAUUUAUUUUGUACUGUACAAAUAUGAUGAUUAUGUAUAAGAUAGAAACUUUACGAAA